Messenger RNA from Ostrea edulis (European flat oyster), 2614 nucleotides. RefSeq names its product transmembrane protein 26-like. Lineage: Eukaryota; Metazoa; Mollusca; Bivalvia; Ostreida; Ostreidae. The transcript has 3 exons. The record is from RefSeq and is a predicted model, not a curated record. The coding region runs from base 429 to 1607 and encodes 392 amino acids.
CAACCAUCCGUGUCAAUUUGUUUAAAAACCACCAACAUGUUCAAAUCUAAAAGUAAAACGUGUCAUGAAGUGCGAAACACAUAAAAUUUCACCAAUCACGAAAAGGACAUUUUUUCUCCCCUCAUUUAAGAUAUGCAACAACCCUGCAUAGACAAGCUUUCAAAACUCAUGGAGAUCACGUGUUGGGUCAGCCCAUGAUAUAUACAUAUAAAUAUAUAUAACAGAAUCUAUUUGUACAAAGACAAAGUGUUGUUCAUGGUGUGGACCACCUGUUAAUGCCGUGCGACGUGGUGGGAAAAGGACAAAUCGUACUCUGUGUGGGCCUUUUCAAAGAACAAGCAUUUUAAACAUGAUUUUGACAUCUAUGAAAAAUUGAAACAAGGAAACAGUUUGUAUUUAAUACGCAAAGGAAUAUUAGAAUUUUAAAAAUGACAGCCAAAGAGAAGAGGGAUGCAGGAAUUGUGGAAUUUGAAACGGAUUCUGAAAUUUCGAAGAGGAAACUUUCUGUGAAAAACGUAGUUAAGGCAAUCCUAGUCCGCUUGAUAUUGAUAACUCAUAGCUUCGUGACGAUUUGGCGAACAGCAGACGUCUUGGCUAACAACUAUUACUGGUUCCUGGCCCUCACUAAUGUCCUUCUGGUCAUUGACGGACUCUAUACCGUUAUCAGGCUUAAGGGACAGGAACGAAAAUGGUUUUGUCCGUGCUUCCUGUUCUUUCUCUGCUGUACUGUUCCUGCUAUAUGGCUGCUGGAGAUUGAUCGUAUAAACAAAUAUGACGAACUUGUCAACAACGCUAAUAUCACCGAAGAAGUUGAGGAGCUAUCUGCAAUCCAGGGGGUUACCAUCCCUAUCAAGCUGGACCCAGACACAUGGAGAGAGGUUCUAGAACAGUCUAUGCUGUUUCUCUUCAUUAUAGGAAGAUGGCUGCUUCCCAGGGGGCAUUUAACACGUGACCAACUCUCACAACUUCUGUUUGUAUAUAUCGGAUCGGCAUCUGACGUCAUGGAACUCUUCGUAAUUUUCGACGAACCGGUGAUUCGCUCUGACACAGUUCUUACAUAUGUUAUAUUUUCCGUUUGGACGUUAAGUCUGUUUCAGUUUACACUAGUCUUGACUGCUACUCGAGACAACAGCCGCUUACAAGCUGUUACUGAGGAUGAUGAAAAUGAGACGUUUAAAAAGCGACAAGGAUGUGGACUGUGUUCAUGUGGAAAGAUUUUCGAAUUAGAAAUAUGGAGUUUAAUGAUUUCAAUCUUGCUCAUGGACGGACCAUUUUUGGCCGUGAGGGCAUAUGCUUUAGUAAGGUAUCAAUUGAUUACUUUCGGUAUACUGUUUUUUGUUUGUAAAAACUUGCUUAUGAUUGCUCUGUUGUUCUAUCGUAUCGUUGUUGUUUGUCACAAAAUUUAUCGUGACGGUGAAGAGAAUGGGAAAGUUGACAACGACUUCAGAAAAAGUAACCGUGUGGCCGACAUACAGAAUGGUGGGAGAGAAACUAUCUUAAAAAAAGAAUCCAAUCUGUCUACGCGACCAAAUACGUCAUCAACUAAGACAACCAAACUUGAUGAUGAAUCUAGAAUUGACUUUAUAGAUGACGUAAAAAUGAUGUGAAAUCAGCUGAUUGUACAACUGCGAGACAUUGUAUUAUUAAGAGCCACGGUCAUUGAUUCUUCUUUCCACAUGCUAGUACAUUGUACAUGCAGCUGCUUUGACAGUAAUUGAAAGUAAUUUAUUCCCAUCUGAAAUACAAUGUACACUGUAAUUUAAAGGAUACCCUUGGAUAAAGAGCUAGGUACGUUAGGGAGCAAAAUCGACCCUGUCUACAAAUUGUUUAUGCGAAUCGAAGGUAAGAGUAAUGCAGGAACUCCUUAUUCCUACAGACCUGCAUUCAAAAUAUCUUUACUUGUUGUCAUAUACAUAUAAUGAAAAGAAUAUGUUGCUGUAAGCAAUUUAAAAACAGGUUUUAGCUUUAUGAAUAGUUCUUUUUAGAUGCUGGUAUAUGUAUUUGGUUGUGUAACAGGCACGUAGCAUUGGUGGUUUUUUCCUUCAAUUUCUAAACGCGAGGGGGGGGGGGGGGGGGGGGGGGGGGGGCAGUCGGAGAAGAAAUUUACUUUACACUUGACAAGCAAAAUUGAAUUUUUAAAUAAUACCAUAUAGAGCUUUUGCUCAAAUUUCAAAAUCCUGCAUCACUGGGGUUGGAGUUCGUCCUUCACAGCACAGUUGAAUGUAAAAAUAACAGAAAUUGAAGGUUGUCAAAUAAUUGGGCCCGGGGGGAGGGGGUGUGCUCCUCCCACUAGUUCUACGUGCUUGUGUAAUAUUCAUGAUUUUAAAAAAAGUAUUUACUCAUAGUAUACUGGUAUUUGCUAAUCCUCCAUACUACAUGAAUUAAAACAACAUUUCCUGUUGUACAAGUAAUACCAAACAACAUCAGUUCUUUUUUUUCCAAUUCAAAAUUUAUUUCAAAAUAGUAUCUUCAAUACAGUAUUAAGCUUUAUUUUCUGCAACCUGACUAUAUCAGUUUUGGUGAUAUGAGACAAUAUGCACAUUUCCGAUUCCAUAUAUCUUGUAUCACAAAAAGUGAGAAAUCAAUGUAUCUAAAAUAAAGAGUGUAUUCGAUG